CCUUCCAAGCUGGAACAUUUACAAUUUACACUCGUGGAUUUUACUAAACCGUUACAGAUUGCGGACAGAAAUUAUAGAUAUAACUGGGGUGAGUCUCUAAAACGUACUGAAUUCAUCAACAUUAUGAUAGUACAGCCUAGACGAGAUUGCAAAAAAUUGAGUGAGGAACGUCGUCCUGUGAGUGAUGAAUGUCUCCGGGAGCUGUUUACUAAGCUAUAAAGAUGCGAGGCGACAUACUAGGGUUAUCUUGCGCGAACAGAUUUAUGAUAAUAAUUUGCGUAUGCUCAAGUUUUCCGUUACCGCCUAUAAUUGUUGGUCGAGUGUGCAACUGUUUCAAAGACUUUGUGUGGAUGGCAAACAAAAGCUGGUCAUGAUGAAAUAUAGUCCGUUCAGAUUUGUUGACUGCUUUAUCUAUGCAAUGCUGUUCACGUUUUUCGCUAUUUUCGGUGGAUGCAAGAGGACAAAUUCCGGCUUUGGUGGGCUGGGCUUAAAUGAUACUCGUGUAUCUGAUAAUCAGGAUCCACCAUUGUGUAGCCAUUUUCUUCUCUCCUGUUAGUGCUUUGCGGUGUAUUCCAAGGCUGUACUUUUGUUUUCCCGAAAAUGCACCACAGAAGAUUGCCUGCAAAAUAAGCUCCAGCCGAUAUGAAGAACACAAUCCUCCAUUGUGCGGGAUCUCGCUGUGAAGGAUCGGAAAAUUUGAAUUAAAAUAAAGUAG
Messenger RNA from Hermetia illucens (black soldier fly), 715 nucleotides. RefSeq lists its product as uncharacterized. Lineage: Eukaryota; Metazoa; Arthropoda; Insecta; Diptera; Stratiomyidae. The transcript is spliced from 4 exons. Bases 185 to 556 code for a protein of 123 amino acids. The record is from RefSeq and is a predicted model, not a curated record.